Molecule: messenger RNA, 1022 nt
Organism: Merops nubicus (carmine bee-eater)
Lineage: Eukaryota; Metazoa; Chordata; Aves; Coraciiformes; Meropidae
Product: cell cycle checkpoint protein RAD17-like
Exons: 7
Biological process (GO): DNA damage checkpoint signaling; DNA repair; mitotic DNA replication checkpoint signaling
Molecular function (GO): chromatin binding
Source: RefSeq, a predicted model, not a curated record
ACUGCUCAUUGGAGAAAGAGUUUUGGUCGAGGAAGAAAGGGAGCUCCACACUAAAAUGUGAAGCAGCAUUGGUAUCUAAAUUGGGAAAGAAAAGUAAAUCAGAGAGUUCAGAAGAGCAGGAGAUACAAGCCAUUGGUGGCAAAGAUGCUUCCAUCUUUCUUUUCCAUGCUCUGGGGAAAAUAAUUUACUGCAAAAGAGAACCAAUGUCAGAAUCAGAAGUGCCUCAGCUGCCCGCUCACUUAUCAGAAUACCGUCGAGACACCUUGCUUAUCCAGCCUGAGGAUAUUGUGGAAAAAUCACAUAUGUCUGGAAGCAUGUUUAAUUUAUACCUUCACCAGAACUAUGUAGAUUUUUUUUCUGAUAUAGAUGAUGUAAUGAGAGCCAGCGAAUAUCUGAGCAUUGCUGAUGUCCUUUGUAGUAAUUGGAGUACACGGCUUGAGAUGGAAAAAUACAGUGCCUCUGUGGCCACCCGUGGGGUGAUACAUUCAAAUACAGCCAGAGCCUUUGCCCACCACCAAGGAGGAAUGGGGUUCCGGCCUUUACAUAAACCUCAGUGGUUCUUUAUCAGUAAAAAGUACCAAGAAAACUGCCUUGCUGCAAAAUCUCUAUUUUCAAGCUUCUGUUUACCACCUGAGUGUCUUCAGACAGAGCUAUUGCCUUACCUUGCAAUGUUAGCAAACCCAAUGAGAAACCAAGCUCAGAUUGCUUUUAUCCAGGAUGUUGGGAGGCUGCCGCUGAAAAGGCAUUUUGGGAGGUUGAGGCUGGAAACGCUUACUGAUAAGGAUCCUGGGAUGCCAGACUUGCUCGUUAGGUCUGAGGGGGACGGUGCCGACGCGCUCGCUGUGGAGGUGGCCGCGGGGACGGAGAAGGAGCCAUCGGAGGAGAAGGAAGCGGAUGGGCUCCCUCUCUCUUCCAGCCAGUGCAGUGGGAGUGAGCUGCCUGGCAGUCAGCCUCAGCCCAUUGCAGCUCAAGCAGUCCUGGAGGAUGAUGAAUUAGAAAUAGAGGAAUAUGAUAGUGACUGA